ACUAACAAAACGGAAUUUCGCAAAUUUGCACAUUUUGACUAAGAUUUAACGCAACCAUGGGCAAGGAUAACAAGCGGAAGCUGCUGGCCCAGCGACACGUCUCCUCGCGCAUGAAUUUCCUGUUCCAGGCCUCACAUUUAAUGGCUGCAAGCCAUCAAAACAAACUGGCCGCCUAUUAUGGCAAACUCUGCCGCAAUGUGGGCACCAAGGCGGUAACGCACAUGGCUCCCGCUAUGAAACGCUCACUGUGCCGUCGUUGCUCCCUGCCUCUGAUGCCGGGCGUAAAUACGGAGCUCCAAGUGGCAGAAGAUGCCUCGCCGACAGCUGCUCUCCAGACAGGAGAAGAGAGUGCCAGAAGAGAGGUGGGAAAAACCAAGAAGAAGCGACACCGAAAGAAAAAGAGCAAGAAGGAAGAGCCUGCAAAUUCCUCGGAAACCCAGCCAGAAGUCAACAUCAAUGCUCUCUAUUUGGAGUGCUCGCUCUGUCAAGGCCGGCGAAGCUUUCCCAUGGAUAGUCAAAGAGAAUGCUGGCUGGAGCAGCCUCAAGCACUGGUGCAAGUACUCUCUUUGCCGCUGGAGAACGACGGUCAGCAGCCGCAGAGAUAAGCUGGCGAGAGCUUCGCUUAUCUCCAAACAGCUCUCAGUUUUGAUCAAU
Messenger RNA from Drosophila serrata, 654 nucleotides. RefSeq names its product ribonuclease P protein subunit Rpp21 (gene Rpp21). NCBI's taxonomy places the organism in Eukaryota, Metazoa, Arthropoda, Insecta, Diptera, Drosophilidae. Gene Ontology annotation, biological process: tRNA processing. Gene Ontology annotation, cellular component: nucleolar ribonuclease P complex. The record is from RefSeq and is a predicted model, not a curated record.